This is a messenger RNA of Phyllopteryx taeniolatus (common seadragon), 6653 nucleotides long. It is a transcript of the gene b4galt2, whose product is annotated as UDP-Gal:betaGlcNAc beta 1,4- galactosyltransferase, polypeptide 2. The transcript is spliced from 9 exons. Lineage: Eukaryota; Metazoa; Chordata; Actinopteri; Syngnathiformes; Syngnathidae. The coding region runs from base 2503 to 3639 and encodes 378 amino acids. The record is from RefSeq and is a predicted model, not a curated record. Gene Ontology annotation, biological process: carbohydrate metabolic process. Gene Ontology annotation, molecular function: glycosyltransferase activity.
AUAUUAGGGAAACAAAGUGCUGUAGUUUGCACCCAUAGGAAGUGAUGUACUCGUGAAGCCAUGGCAAAACACAUUCUACCUCGACUCUGGAUUAUUUCUCGUCAUUUUGUUUUUUUCCAUUGUGCAAGUGAAUGUGAGUGCGACUGGUUGUUUGUUUGUAUGUGCCCUGCGAUUGGCUGGCAACCAUUUCAGGGUGUACCCCGCCUCCUGCCCAAUGGUAGCUGGGAUAGGCUCCCGCGACCCUAGUGAGGAGAAGCGGCUCAGAAAAUGAAUGAAUGGAUGGAUGGAAGGUGCCGGAUUGAUUGGGACGUACAUUUUGCCCAAGCUAUUUUUUGACUCUGUGGAUUAUUUGUAGACCAUUUGUUUAUUGUAUUGUGUGAUGUGGUGGUUAUCAUGAAUAAUGGGCAAAAUGAGCAAUUGCAGUAGUUAUUUGGGAUUCAAAUUGCACACGUAACUAUGCUUGCCAUGUGCUUUUUGACACUGUGGAUUAUUUGUAGUCUUUGUUUAUUUCCAUUGUGCAAGGUGGUGUUAUCCUGAAUAAUUAAUGAGAAGAGUGAUUGCAUAAGUCAUACGUAUGUGCCCUUGUCGUGUGUGACCAAGGGUGGCGUGGAGUUUUUCUUUUUAAUUUGUGGAUUACUUUGAGUCGUUCUGUAUGUUUCCAUUGUGCAAACUUGCAUUUAUCAUUAAUAAAUCAAAUUACAUGUACUGUGCUUUGCAUGGAUACAUUGUGCCCAUACGGAACCUAGUGAUCUGUGGGACUUUUUUUUUUUCUUUUUUUUUUACACUGGAUUAUUUCUAGUUGUUCUGUUUAUUUCUGUUGUUCAAGGUGAUGUUAUCAUGAAUAACUGGUGAUAGGAGUUCAGCCAUUAAUAAUACUACAUGUGCAUUGCACGUACCCAUGCAGUCCCCGUACUUUACAAUUUUUUUUUUUUACUUUGUGCAUGAAUUUGAGAUGUUAUAUUUAUUUCCACCAUUUAUUUCUAUUGUGCAAGUUAGUGGUGAUCACGACUGGCAAAAGGAGCCAUUGCAUUAAUUGUACAAGAAGUACACUGUGCAUGUGCUUGAGUUUGCAGCGUUUUUAUUUCACUCUGUAGAUUAGUUCUAGUUGUUACCCAUGCAUGACUAAGUGUAAUGUGGGCGAUUUUUGUAGUUGUGUUGUUGUUUUCCAACCAUCUAUGUUCUAUAGCAUUCACACCUACGGAAGAGUUAGUCUUCAAUGAAUCUGACAUGCAUGUUUUUGGAAAUUGGGAGGAAGUCGGAAAACCCAGAGAAGUCAAAAUUCGAAUCCCGAACCUCAGAACUUUCAUUCACUGCCAUUGACGGCUGUUGAAUUCAAAUAUCCAUGUUAACAUGGAGGACUGGCAGUGAAUGAGUUAAGGCUAAGAUACUAACAACUACACCACCGUUCUUCCUUUUUGUUGUAAUGUAUUUAUUUCCAACCAAGCCUGCUUUUUUUUACUUUGUAGAUUGCUUGUGUAAAAUUAUAAUUACUACCUAGUAACUACGAAUGUACCGUUAUGGCUAUGAAUGUUUUAUGGUUCCAAUUUAACAUUCUGACUAAGUGUCGAACAGUCUCUUAAGAGACUAAAAUAAAGUAAAAGUACUUACCCUUUGAAGGAUUAGUAGUAAUUGGCCAUUGAGAUGUGUUGCAUUGCAGUAUAGAUCGUCAGGACGUGACUUUAUGGUGUCAGUUGCGCUGCGAUGUGAGCUGCGACGGUUUGGCCUAUGAACCUCGACGCUCUCGUGCGUGGCGAGGCGAGGCAGUAUCGGCGCUCAUCUACCGCAACGCCUGCGCUAUCACCCAUCAGACAGCGGAGAGGCGCUCGUGGCGUCGGCACACGCGCUGCAUUCAUUUGUCUUGGCGCGCGAGAAGAUUACAGAGGAGGAGAUCGGAUGUUGGAGACGCUUUCGUCCGCUUUCUCCUUGUGGUUUCACGUCCUUAACUAGCUGCUGCUCCUCGCUCCCUUCCUUCUUCCUCCAGGUGGACACUUGAUUAGGUGCCUGAGACUACCAUCCAUCCAUCUACCAUCUACAUCGCCAAGAUCCCAGACAGCAUCAGUCACCAACGGGAUGACUUGUUGGCGGGAUUUUGUGACAAUGUUUUCGAUUAUCUGAAUGGCCACCAGCUGCCGGAAGAGCAUGAACACAUAUCACAUUGCCUUAUAUCUGAGCUCAUCAUCGUUGGCCGAGCGCUCUCUGGGUUAAGGUCUGUCUGGGAUCAAUGCCGAUCAAGUUGUUUUAGAUCCGCGGUCAUGCAGGGAGGCGUCAGUUUGCCACCAAACUGGCAGCUCUUGGCUUUCAUUGGAGCCCCUCUGUCGACCCCAGAGAUCCCAUGACCAAUGCAAAUACGUAAGUGUUAGUGGUGAACUGGAUGUACUUUAGAAUUCUAUCCAGUACAUUGGGAUAUCGAUCACGGCGCCAUCGCGAUGAGCGCAUGAUUGCAGCCGCGCCACGCCAUCCUCGUCGUGGCCGGUGGUCGCCCCCCACUCGUCGUCCUCGGCCAUGACCCGGCUGAUGUUGGGCCGAACUCUGGAGCGCAUCUGCAAGGGCGUCCUGUUGCUCUGCCUGCUCCACUUCCUCAUCAUGAUGAUCCUCUACUUCGACGUCUACUCGCAGCGCUUCGACAUCUUCAGCCGCUUCAACAACGGACGCAACGGCUCCCGGAACAACGCCAGUGGACAUCAUUUUUACUUCUACAACAUAUCCAGGGCCAACGCCACCGUGGCUAGCUACCUGGCCACAGGUGAGCAGGCGGGGCCCACCGCACAGCCCCGUGCCAAUCGGACGCCUUCGCCCAAGCCCCUGCCGCCGUGUCCUGAGAACCCCCCCGGCCUCGUGGGCCGCCUGUUGAUCGAGUUCAGCUCCCAGAUGACGAUGGAGCGCGUGCAGCGAGAGAACCCCAACGUGACGGAGGGAGGCCGCUACACGCCACCCGACUGUCGGCCUCGAUGGAAGGUGGCCAUCAUCAUCCCGUUCCGUCACCGGGAAAACCACCUAAAGUACUGGCUUCACUACCUCCACCCCAUCCUGAGACGGCAGAGGAUCGACUACGGCAUCUACAUCAUCAAUCAGUUGGGUGAGGACACGUUCAACCGCGCCAAGCUGCUGAAUGUAGGCUACGUGGAGGCGCUGAAGGAUGGCGACUACAACUGCUUCAUUUUCAGCGACGUGGACCUGAUCCCCAUGGACGACCGCAACCUCUACCACUGUUACGAGCAGCCCCGACACUUCGCCAUUGCCAUGGACAAGUUCGGCUUCAGGCUACCCUACGCGGGCUACUUCGGGGGCGUGUCAGGCCUCAGUAAAAAACAGUUCUUAAAGAUCAAUGGCUUCCCCAAUGAGUACUGGGGCUGGGGAGGGGAGGACGACGACAUCUACAACAGGAUCACUCUGAACGGGAUGAAGGUGUCCAGGCCGGACGUGCGCAUCGGCCGCUACAGAAUGAUUAAACACGAGAGAGACAGACACAACGAGCCCAACCCUCAAAGGUUCAAUAAAAUCCAGAACACCAAGAACACCAUGAAGAAGGACGGCAUCAGUUCGCUCACCUACAGAGUGGUGCAGAUCAAAAGGUACCCGCUGUACACCAACAUCUCGGUAGAGAUCGGCAAACCGCCUCCCCGGCCUUUCAAGGGAUAGAGAGAAGGUAGGUUUGGGCAAUUGGGAUGGAGGGCCAAAAGACGUCACAAGCACAUCAUGGUGAGGAAUUUUUUUCUAACUUGCUCAUAUAAGCCUCUGGACAACUUUGGAUUGAGGGAAUUGUUAAAAGCAGGAAUUUGGACCAAAAUGGAAGAUACCCACUGGAACAGAGGCAUGGAGAAGUGGCCCAACCCUCCAGGCUAAACAUUCCAAAAAUGGCAAAAAGCAGUCAAGUGAAUAACGGGAGGGUCACAAUGUGCAGUUUUGAGACCUCAACGUCAAAUGACGGGGUAGCAUAGAUUCACGAGGACACCUCCGGGAUGGGGAGUGACACGUCAAGAACAUGACGGCCGCCAUUUCCCGCAUGAUGAGCGUGCGUGUCACGCGACUUGAUCUCGCUCACAUAUGUACAUGAUCCUGCGCAGGUAGGAAAUACUCUCAAAUCAAUGCCUCUGGCAUUAACGAAUGAAUGUAUCGUGCCUGCAUCUCCCACACGGGGACAACGCUGGGACAGAUUUUUUUAAGGUUUGUUAAGACUGAACGGUAUUGGAGCAACUUGUUCAACAUGAAUAUGUAUGUUGAGUCUGUGGUGUUGGAAAACAUCGCAAAAGAUGAACCCUUUUGUUUUGAUAACAUUAAUAAUAGAUAAGGCAGAUGCACUUGUAUUAUAAUUAGGAUUUGAUUUGACGUGAUGUGAGGCACAACAGGGUCAUAAUCGUUUCUCAUGUUCCUCUAAAAUUGGAUUUUAAUGCCUGCGGUUGCACACCGACACAGAAUCGUUACAUUUAAUUGAAUUUUCAUUGUAUUUUGCCAUCUUCUCACUCUGACUUAUUGGCUUCAUGCAUUGGAUUUAAUUAGAUUGAAUUUGAUUUGAUUUUUCCACUGACUGACCUAUUGGCUUCAUGCAUUUAAUUCAAUUUGUGUAGUUUUUAAAUGACUCAUUAGCCUUCACUUGUCUUUAUCUCCUCCCUCUGACUUGCUGGCUUAUUCAAAAUCAAAAAGUAACAGUAAGAUUGUGUUAUCGUUAGCUAUAUGUUAUGAAUAUUCAUACCUUGUGAUAUGAAUAUUCAUGUAUUGUGAUAUCAGAAACAAUGAGCCUUAUCUUUUUAUUUAUUUCUUUUUGGUUUUAUUUCGUUACAUUAUAAACAUGGCACUGCCCAUCGUCAUUUCCCACAUUAAGUAUUUCAAAGUGUUUUUUUUCCUGUUUUUUUUGGUUUGUUUGUUGCUGUUUUGACACUGCUACACAGUUGUCGCCUACAUAUAUACAUAUAUACACCGAGCUGAUGCCUUCAGUAGUUAUUUUCUAUUGAUUAAAUGACAUGUUUUAAAUAAUGAACUGUAAACCAAAACAUUUUCUUUCUCAUUUGUUGCUUCGUCUUUGGUGAGCCUUGAAGAGAGAGACAAAAAAAAAAGUUCCCAUCUGUUUGCUUACUCUUCUCUUGGCCUCCAGGUUUUUUUUUUUUGGUUUGUUUUUUUCCAAGGUGAGAUGAGGCCUCUCUUGAGCGCACGCAUGCAGUCGCACAUUAUCGCUGUCUUCCCUUCUUACAGUUUUUGUGUGUGUGUGUGUGCAUUUGAUCACCUUUAAUUGCCUUUGCACAGUCCCAUUGACCUUUUCUGCCCUUCCUCCUGCAAAUCGACACUGCGAAAGCUUCCACGCACGGCUGCCACGUGUUCGCUUGGGGGGACUGGUUUGAAUUAACUCGAUCAUUUAUAUCAUUUCUAGAGAAACAAAUAUAUAUAAAGAAAAUAAAAGACAUCUCUAUAUGUUUUGGGGUGUAAAGGUGCAGCAAAAGCUUUGGUUAUCCCUAACCUUAGUGUCCCCGUUCACUUCGUUAGUAAGGGAACAGGAAACUGGUCUGUGAUGCAAAAAAGGUUUGGUACCGCUGUACUGUGCUUUUAAAAAAAAAAAAAAAAAAUGUCAAUGACAUCGAUCAUCACCGACUUCCAUCAAAAACAAAAAGUCUUUAGUCGUUCAACCAACAAUAGUCACAACCUUGUUUCCCAUCCCUUCAUUUCCAUUUUGUCCUCAGUCGCAGGACACAUUUAGAAACACCUAUGGACAAUUUAGAAUCUUUGAUUAAACGUAGCCAGAUUACCCGGAGAACACCCGCACAAGCAAAGCAUGCCAACGCCGCACAGGACCGAGCCGAGAUUUGAACCGCGAACCUCAGAACUGUGAGGCAAAACGUGCUCGUCUACCAUGCAACCAACCUUGUUUCCCAGUAAAUGUUAGUUCUGCUUCAUGUUGAGUAAUUUAUAGUUACUUGAUGAAAAGAGCAUGAAUUUACUCAACAUUUUUUUAAAUUAGCAUUUUCUCACAUGAAUUUAAGUACAGAUAUGUAUUCACAUGGACGGAGUACACGUAAAAAGUCAUCCGAAAAAUACUGAAUUAAAGAACAUGGACCUAAAAUGGACUUAAGUACUUAAUUAAUUCCCACCACUGAUAAGGAGUAGGGUAUAUUUUUUUCAUAGCCAUGCAAACGAUAAAUACAUGUUAUAAAAUGGAUGAUACUAAUUGCAGCGCGUUUUUUUGUAUGAAAUCUCAGACCUCAGCAGGCUUACGGCAUGACAUCAGUCAGACCUAAUUUGAUUCGAUGGGAGAAAAAAGGGCAGACGAGAGCAGCCCCCAGUGUGCGUUUUCACCACGGCGGGUUUUCGGAACGCUAUUCAUUUCCUUUCCGUUCAGCCGCCGCGUGCAAGAAGUGCUCCAUGUUUGCUAAUGGACUACAUGAGUGCUCGCUGAUGUUUGAAGCUGUACUCGUGGUCAAGCACACUUCAGGUGCUUACAUGUUUUCUUUUCCUCAGUACAGGCGGACUUCCCGUGUGCGGAACUUUCAGGGCCGUAAGGUGUUUUUAAGACAAAUACACAAAUAGCUUCUGUAAACCCAAGCGCCACUUUGUUUUUGUUUUUUGGUACAUCGAAUGUUGAAAAUGUUAUCUUAUAUAGAAUGCAUUAUGUCAUAUCAAAACUAAUUUUUUUAUACAAUCAAUAAAUCUGUUGGUUAAAGAUUGAA